UUUAUUGGUAUGAGUUCCACAGAGCCAAGAAAAAAGUUGCAAACCUUGAACAGUACUGCUCCAUCUUCCGUAACAGGGGUUAAGGGGUUCUAUUUUUCUUGGGAAAGCUGCAGAAAAAGAAAAGCUUUGUGAUUAUUCUGUACCUUCUUUGUACUUUGGCUGUUUCAAUUUGAUUCUAAAUGCUCAUAGUGUGGUAGGAGGGUUCAAUCUAGCGUGCAUCCUUUUUGUUGUAGUGAAAAAAAAAUAAUCUACGGUACUAUUUGUCUGUUAAAGCCUUUACUUUCAACACAAGUUGGUUUACAUAAAAGGAACAAAACUGGAUUGGGUUUCUUGCUGUAGUAUUAUAAUUGGGUGUUGUUCAGUACAGCAAGAACUAACUCCUCCAUCACUGUUUAUAUAAGAAACUGCUUUCUAAUUGUUGGGUGAAAUCAUAUCAUUCUUAACAAACCCUUGAUCUAGAGGGAGAUUUGAUUGAACUUGAACAUGGGUUAUAUGUGUGAUUAUUGCGGGGAACAAAGAUCAAUGGUGUAUUGUCGUUCUGAUGCAGCCUGUUUAUGCUUGUCCUGUGAUCGCAAUGUGCAUUCCGCAAAUGCACUUUCACGCCGCCAUUCCAGGACACUUCUGUGUGAAAGGUGCAACUUACAGCCCUCAUUUGUUAGAUGUGUUGAGGAAAGCCUAUCUCUUUGUCAGAAUUGUGAUUGGAUGGCGCAUAGUGGCUCUAAUUCUGGCUCUGUACAUAAGACACAACCGGUCAACUGCUAUUCAGGCUGCCCAUCUGCUGCUGAACUUUCCAAUAUCUGGUCUUUUCUCUUGGAUCUUCCUUCGGUUGUUGAUUCUACUUGUGAGCAGGGUAUAGGUUCAAUGACCAUCAAUGAUAAAAGUCAAGCAGACUUUGGAAAACCUACUAACAAUCAUCAAGAUCUAUGUAUUGAUGCAAGUGACUCAAAAAAUGUCAACUCAAACUUAUGGAAAGGUUCUAAAAUGGCUGAAAUUGACAAAAAGAGAGCUGAAGGAAACCAGCAAACUGAAUCAGCAAAACUCACACCAACAACGGUCGGUGGGACAAAAGAGCUAGAUUUAUGUGAAGAUGACGACUAUUACGAGGACUUCAAUAUGGAUGAGCUCGAACUGAAUAUUGAAAAAUAUGAAGAACUUUUUGGUGUUGGCCAUAACGAUCCCCAGCACCUUUUCAAUGAUGAUGGGAUUGAUAGUUUGUUUAAUAUGAAGAGAACUGGUGAUGAUUCCAACUGCCAGGAUGCAUAUGCAGCCGAGGGAUCUUUAAUUGGAUUGGAAAAUAUAGUGCAGCCUACGGGCAGCAAUGCUGAAUCUGCUGAUUCCAUGAUCAGCUGUAAGACUGAACCAAUUGCUUGCUUUGCUAGGCAAACCUCCAAUCUCUCAUUUUCGGGUCUUACAGGAGACAGCAGCACUGGUGGUGAAUACCAAGAUCGUGGAGCCUCUCCAAUGCUUGUUAUGGGAGAGCCACCACCUUGGUGUACUCCUGAAAGUUCCUUGGCUUCAAGUAGCAGGAGUAGUGCUGUCCAGCGUUACAAGGAUAAGAAGAAAACACGCAAAUUUGAAAAGAGAGUAAGGUAUGCAACAAGAAAGGCAAGAGCUGAUGUAAGAAAGCGUGUGAAAGGACGUUUUGUGAAGGCUGGUGAUGCUUUUGAUUAUGAUCCUUUGAGCCAAACUCGAAGCUUCUGAAACUGAUGUCCCUACUAUAAGUACGAGACAUGAAUGAUCAAUGUUGGCUUAGAAGACAUGUAAUAUUAGGUGGAAAUGCAUGAAAUUGAUCAUUAUCUAGGGAAUCUGGAAAAGUGGGCGUUUAGAAUUUUCGUUCAGAUUCAUGUAGAAAGGCCUUAAAUUAGUCAUAACCAGGAAAAAGAAGAGUUAUUUUGGCAUGUGGACUCUGUAAAGUUUGCAUGGUGAAACCUCUUCUCCAUACAGGAAACAGGGGAAAUGUCAGGGUCGAUGGAGUCUGUAAUCUUCUGGUGGCUCCAUGUUCAUAUGAACCCUACAUCCUACUUGUUGCAGAUCUAUGAACUAAUUGACUUGGUGUGACGAACAGCCAAUUCAGUUGUGAGGUCAGGCAUGAGAUUUUUUGUUCUGUCAAAUAUUGCUUUUCUUAUUAUCCAUUUUUGCAUGUCAUGUAUGCAGGAUCUGAUAAGGAUUCGAAAACAUGAUGAUCGAUACUGGCUAUGCAUUUGUAACUUUUUCCCUUUAGCUUGUCUUGUAUAGAACAUCCAUUAAGUGUGGAACAUUUUGCAUAUUGCAUUAUCUGCUUGAAAACAGAAUUAGGUUGUCAUGGAAGUUUAGAACUAGAUCUAUGUUUUCUGAAUUGGAGUUGAUUUUGAUACAAAGGAAAGUAAGCUACGAUACAGACUUACAGUGGAUUAAAUAAUUCAAGAUUCAUUUUAUUA
This is a messenger RNA of Daucus carota subsp. sativus, 2417 nucleotides long. RefSeq names its product zinc finger protein CONSTANS-LIKE 10. The coding region runs from base 484 to 1701 and encodes 405 amino acids. Gene Ontology annotation, molecular function: protein binding; zinc ion binding. The record is from RefSeq and is a predicted model, not a curated record. NCBI's taxonomy places the organism in Eukaryota, Viridiplantae, Streptophyta, Magnoliopsida, Apiales, Apiaceae. The transcript is spliced from 6 exons.